UUUUUCCACUUUCAACCAUAAAAUUUCUGAACGAUAUUUUAUUUUGUUGUUGGUAUGGAUAUAUGGUUGGUGAGAAUGAGUUGCUACCUCAACAACACCAUUGACCACUCAUUUCCAUCAACCAACAAAGCAAGCAUCCAAAUGCACUCUCACCUCUCCUUCCCUUCACAAUGCUCUCUUCCACAUUCCCUUCCCUCUUUCUCCACCACCACCACCUACUCCUACUCCUACUCCUCUUCACUUCCCCAUGGCCAAGAAUCUUCUUGAAUAAUCCCUCACAGAUUCCAAAAUAAGCACACCCUUUGUGUCUUCUAUCAUUUUUCAUUGUUUAUAUCAUGAAUCUCUCUUGUCGCUUCUCUUCAACUAAACACACAACUCCCCCUUCUUUCCUUCGAAAUUCUCACACCCACUUCUCCAAAAACACUUGCCAAACCUUUGUCAAAGAGUGUAACCAUGUCAAGCCUGUUAUUUCCCUUCCACCGCCAAUAACCAAGGCUUCGUUUGGCCUUCUCAGGUUCAGAACAUGCAAACUCUCACACCCUUUUGCGACUUUAUCAUCUUUUGCAGAAGCUGAAGGUGAAGGAGGCCACCAUCAUCAUCAGCAUGAGCAUGAGCACGAGCAUGAUGCAGGACCAAACAAUGGACAGUGUGAAGAUGAAUUGCCUGGGAUUGCAAAAGCCUUUAACGUAUCAUCGGGCAUUGCAUCAGCCAUAUCAAUAUGCAUGGCAUUGGCGGUUCUAACAUUUCCCUUGUUCAUGUCAUCGGUGGUACAAGGUUUGACUCUGAAGAUGAAGGUGUUGUCCUAUGCAACGCUCUUGUUUGGGUUCUACAUGGCUUGGAACAUUGGUGCUAAUGACGUGGCAAAUGCAAUGGGAACUUCGGUGGGUUCGGGUGCCUUGACGCUUAGGCAAGCCGUUUUAACAGCGGCAGUGUUGGAGUUUUCGGGGGCACUGAUGAUGGGAACGCACGUGACAAGCACGAUGCAGAAGGGGAUCCUCGUUGCUAAUGUGUUCAAUGGGAAGGACUCUCUUCUUUUUGCUGGGUUGCUCUCUUCACUUGCUGCUGCUGGUACUUGGUUACAGUGUGCAUCAUAUUAUGGUUGGCCAGUAUCUACUACCCAUUGUAUAGUGGGAGCAAUGGUGGGGUUUGGUCUAGCUUAUGGAGGUGCUGGAGCUGUUUUCUGGGGUUCUCUGGCAAGGGUGAUCUCUUCAUGGGUUGUCUCACCACUAAUGGGGGCAGCUGUGUCAUUUCUUGUCUACAAAUGCAUCCGAAGGUUUGUGUACAGUGCACCAAACCCAGGGCAAGCAGCAGCUGCUGCAGCACCAAUUGCUGUAUUUCUUGGGGUAACGGGGAUUUCUUUUGUGGCCUUCCCUCUUAGCAAGAUGUUUCCUUUAGCUCUGACCCAGGCUUUAGCCAGUGGAACUAUUGGUGCUUUUCUGGUUGACAGAAUUAUCAGAAAACAGCUUGGACAUCUUCUUGUCAAGUCAAAUGCUCCACAGCCUGAAGCAAAAGAAGAAACUGUCCACCAAAGCAUAGGAUUCCUCUCCGAUGUUGCAGGUCCAAAGGGUACUCAAUUGGAAAUAGUUUAUGGAGUUUUUGGGUACAUGCAGGUCCUCUCAGCAUGCUUCAUGUCAUUCGCUCACGGUGGAAACGAUGUCUCCAACGCCAUAGGUCCAUUGGCAGGUGCACUGGCUAUUCUUCAAGGUGGUGCCGCAGGAACUGAAAUUGUUAUUCCAAUUGAUGUUCUUGCUUGGGGAGGAUUUGGAAUUGUUGCAGGGCUAAUGAUGUGGGGUUAUAGAGUGAUUGCUACUAUAGGAAAGAAGAUAACAGAACUUACACCAACUAGAGGAUUUGCAGCUGAGUUUGCUGCUGCCUCUGUGGUUCUGUUUGCUUCAAAACUUGGGCUACCCAUUUCAGCAACCCAUACUCUUGUAGGUGCAGUAAUGGGUGUUGGAUUUGCUAGGGGACUUAACAGGGUUAGAUCAGAAACUGUGAAGGAGAUUGUGGCUUCCUGGGUAGUUACCAUUCCAGUUGGUGCUAUUUUAUCUGUCAUCUACACUUGGAUCUUGACUAAGAUUUUGUCCUAUAUUUUAUAAUGGUUCAUGCCAAGAUAUGAAAGCUUAUGUAGGUAAUUAAUUCAAGUUUCUAGCACCAUCUUUCACACGAUUAUUUUCUGUGGUACAAAUUGGAGACGAGGAUUAGUGUGGCAGCACAGGCAUCUUGGUUAGCAUGCUCUUUAACUCAAUUGGCAAGGGAUGAAUCUUUUAUGUUCGGAUGUCAAGCCUGUGAUUGCUUCUGUUCAUUUAAUCUCGGAGGGGAAACUUAAUAAGCGAGCAAAUGAGUGAAGAAUUUGUCAGCUCCAGCGUUGCUAGACCAAACUAUUAUCUAGCUAAGUUUAAAACACUUAGCAGUCCUUUUAGAUUCAUCAAUAAUAUUGGUAAAAAUCAGACGUAUGUACUUAAUAGAUUCAUUUUAACCAUUUGGCCUUAUCUUUGCUUAAAAUCCACUUGUUGAAAACAUUCUUCGAUAUAGAGCUGAGAUUCAAAGGGCAUAAACCGGUUUUUCCAAUAAGGUUCUUGAAGUCGACCAGUUUUGUUAGAACAAUAUAGUGGUAUGAAAAACGUACAAGAGCUAUACAUGAUACAUCCCAUGAAUAGAACCGAAUUAGGUAAGAAACAUUAACAUGCAUGACCUUUUGUUUCUGAAAUAUAGCGGCUGUAUGUCUUACCU
Messenger RNA from Abrus precatorius (Indian licorice), 2730 nucleotides. Its product is annotated as inorganic phosphate transporter 2-1, chloroplastic. The transcript has 3 exons. Gene Ontology annotation, biological process: phosphate ion transmembrane transport. Gene Ontology annotation, cellular component: membrane. Gene Ontology annotation, molecular function: phosphate transmembrane transporter activity. The coding region runs from base 336 to 2096 and encodes 586 amino acids. The record is from RefSeq and is a predicted model, not a curated record. Lineage: Eukaryota; Viridiplantae; Streptophyta; Magnoliopsida; Fabales; Fabaceae.